AUGUCGACCGGUGGUGUGGUCUACAAGGACCUCCUACCUAUUCCCGAUACGGAUCCUACUGAGUAUGAAGGCAAAUCGACCACGCUACGCGAUGCACCUACGGAGAGCCAUGCGCUAGCUCUAGAAGCUGCCAGGGUUCCCCCUACAGAGGAGAAGGGUGCAGCUCAGGUCGAACAUCAGAAAGAGGUUGUGGAUUUGGGAUGGAACGAGCCAAAAGAACAUGUCGCCAAGCCUCUCGUGGGAGGGCUCGACAAUGAGCAUGUAUGGAUGCUUGUUCGGCGUUUUAACAAGCAAAUAUAUCAAGUCAAAGAGAUACCGACAGCACCUCCUGGAGGAUUAGAUCUCAAUGUUGCUGACGAAGAAGAGUUUACUCCGGACAAGUUUCGUGCAAACCUUGAGCGCCUCUAUAUGACUAUUAUCAUCGGCAUAAUCGGAUUUGCCAAGCACAUUGCUCGCAUUCGAUCAUGGAGAGAAUCACGCCGCACUACAUGGUUUUGUUCCGCCUACUUUGCUGCUUGGACCUUCGACAUGAUCAUGCCUCUACUCUCAGUCGCUCUGCUGACGCUGAUCGUUCACCCACCUGCUCGCGAAGUCAUGUUUCCUCCGGCCCCUAUCGCCCUCGUAAGCUCCAGCGGAGGUAUCCAGAAGCCAAAAUCAGGAACUCUUGGAAGCAUUGACAGCGUCACUGGAGCGCCCGAAAACCACAAGGGUGAAGCCGUAGAACAAGAGGCCACGAAUUUCGUCUACGGCUUCGCCACUAUUGCACUGUCAAGCGCGACUGGCAAACAACCUGAGGUCGAACCUAAAGAAGAUAAGUCACCGGAUGAUAACAUUUCAGAUACCACUCGACUUGCCAUGGGUGUUGCCCAUGCCCAAGACAAAGCAUCCGGUAAUAAGCCCGACAAGGACCAUGAUAAGACCAAAGUACCUUUGGAGACUGCCAUGUGGAGCAAGAUGAGGCCAAUCAUGCAUGCCCUUUCAGACAUUGCAGAUACCUGGGAACGCUUUGCGAACAUGCUUGACCCAACUCCUCCGUUCCCACAAAACAAGUUCCGUCUUCGUCUUGGAGCAGUUGUCGCUCCCAUCAUAUUCAUCUCAAUGUUCGUAUCGUCUUAUGUCUUCAUGAAGGGCGUUACAUUCGGUAUUGGAUUCGGUUUUUUCGGCGACCCAGUCAUCCAACGAGGACUUGCACUUCUUGACAGGAAAUUUCCCAAGUGGAAGAAACUACUCGAACUCCGCAAUACGCUUCUUAAAGGCGUUCCUACGAACGCCCAACUCACAAUUACCUUGCUCCGUCUUGGCGAGGCGAACAAAGCUCCCCUACCACCUCCACCACAUAUUACGCACCCACCAGCAGAGCAAACCGCACACGUUGGUUCAGAAGAACUUCGUGCCAUGGGCGUGGACAGGGCACUCAACGCCACAAAAGAAGAGCUCGACGACGCCAUCGCAUACGACCCCGAAGUAGGCUACGAAGCGAGCGGCGAAGGCUCCGAAAAAGACAGCAAGCACGUCAAGAAGGGCAGCAAGAUUCUCAGUUUCUUCCGCGGCACCGCCAAAGGUGCCGUCGAGACUACACGGGGCGCCGACAAACUCAAAGCUGCCGCUGGCUCCACAAACGCAAAGAACAGACUGGGUGCCCUCCCGCCUCGAAACGCCGAUCUCACAUCUGGCCCCGUCGAAUUCAAAGCCCGAUUCGACGGUAAAAAGGGACACGCAUACAUUGCUACCAAAUCCACUAUUCCUUGCAUUGCCUUUUCGACUGACAACACGAUUGAGAAGAUUGGCAGCGUCGACAGAGAGGAUCUACAUCCGUUGUGGAGUGUACCCGUCAACGACAUUAUCGAUAUCAAGAAGGUGGGUGGGUUUGGAUGGAAGGCCAAGAUGGUGGUGGGGUGGGCUAUGGAGCGCGAGUUGGCGGAUGGUUUGAUUAUUACUGAUUCCAAGUUGAAUGAGUACCGGAUUAUGGCGUUGCCGUUGAGGGAUGAGCUGUUUAACCGGCUUAUUGCUAUGGGUGGGCAGAAGUGGGAGAGUUGGUAG
Molecule: messenger RNA, 2040 nt
Organism: Bipolaris oryzae ATCC 44560
Lineage: Eukaryota; Fungi; Ascomycota; Dothideomycetes; Pleosporales; Pleosporaceae
Exons: 4
Coding region: 1-2040 (679 amino acids)
Source: RefSeq, a predicted model, not a curated record